Rhipicephalus sanguineus (brown dog tick) is the source of this 3060-nucleotide messenger RNA. RefSeq lists its product as uncharacterized. The transcript has a single exon. The record is from RefSeq and is a predicted model, not a curated record. NCBI's taxonomy places the organism in Eukaryota, Metazoa, Arthropoda, Arachnida, Ixodida, Ixodidae. Gene Ontology annotation, molecular function: nucleic acid binding; aspartic-type endopeptidase activity. The coding region runs from base 1 to 3060 and encodes 1019 amino acids. Gene Ontology annotation, biological process: proteolysis; DNA integration.
AUGACUCAACUACGCAUACAUGGCAAGACCUUGGAGUUCGAAGUCGACUCGGGUGCAGCCUGCACACUCAUCAGUGAGGCCACGUUCAAAGCUACGUGGACAGAUGACCCACCACAGCUUCAAACGGAUAACAUUCUCCUACGCACAUGGUCAGGCCAGUCCCUCCGAGUUCUCGGAUGUGCAACGGUGGAUGUAGAGCACAAGAACAAGAAUUUCACACUACCGCUUGUUGUCAUCAAAGGAGCAGGUUGUAACCUGCUCGGACGAAACUGGUUUCCUCAUCUGGGCAUACAGAUCACGGGCAUCGAUGACGUAUCAGACGACAAACUUGUUUCGAAGCUUCUAGACAAGUACCAGUCUGUGUUCAACGAGGACAUCUCAGGACACGUCGGUCCUGCGGUACAACUUGAACUCGUGGAAGGAGCGAAACCAAACUUCCUAAAAGCUCGACCAGUUCCUUUCGCGCUGCGGUCAGCUGUAGAAGCUGAAUUGGAUCGACUGCAAAGUCAAGGCAUAAUCGAGCCUGCGCAGCAUUCGGAUUGGGCAACGCCUCUCGUACUUGUUCGAAAGAAAAACGGCUCGUUGCGAAUAUGUGGCGACUACCGUUGCACUGUGAACCAGGUAUCGAAGAAGGCCGACUACCCACUUCCAAUAACUGAUGAAGUCCUUAGCCACUUGAGAGGAGGCAAGGUAUUCAGCACCCUGGAUUUGGCACAAGCUUACCAGCAACUUCACGUAACGCCAGAGACAGCAGAGAUAUUGACCCUGAACACGCUGAAAGGGCUUUACAAGGUCAAACGAUUGCCUUUCGGAAUCUCUGCAGCUCCAGCCAUUUUUCAACGCUUUAUGGAGACUAUGCUGUCUGGCAUCACAGGCGUUUGCGCAUACCUAGAUGACGUGAUCAUCAGUGGAAAAGACGCCACGGAACACGCCGAGAGACUGGAAGUUCUGAAGAGGCUACGCAAUUGCAACCUUCGUCUCGGCAAAAACAAGUGCUGUUUUGCAGUGCGAGAAGUUUCUUUUCUGGGACACCGAAUUGACGAGACAGGCGUCCACACCAACGAGGAGAAAGUUCGAGCAAUAACGGAGGCUCCAGCACCAAACUGCAAGCAAGCACUUCAAUCAUUCCUUGGAAUGCUGGCUUUCUACGACAGGUUCUUGAAGAACAGGGCAACAAUUGCCAGCUGUCUCUACCAGCUUCUUCAGAAAGACGCCACGUGGAGAUGGAAGACCAAGCAUCAAGAAGCAUUCGAUAAACUGAAGAGAUUGCUUCUCAGUCAGACCGUACUGGCACACUACGACGAACAGAAGGAGCUUCUCGUCUCAUGCGACGCUUCACCGUAUGGCAUAGGAGCUGUUCUGUCUCAACGUGAUGACCAGAAUAGAGAGGCGCCAAUCGCUUUCGCAUCUCGGACGCUAGGGACAGCGGAACAGUUGGACAGAGAAGGCCUUGCCGUAGUGUUUGUUGCACACAAGUUCCACAAGUAUAUUGCGGGAAGAAAGGUGACUUUCGUCACGGAUCAUCAACCGCUUCUCGGCAUACUGGGUCCAGGGAAGCCAACGGCUCAAGUCCUCUCACCACGCAUGACCAGAUGGUGCAUCAAGUUGUCGGCCUAUGACUACAACAUCGUCUACAGGCAUGGCAAGAACCAUCAAAACGCGGAUGCAUUGAGCCGAUUGCCACUACCAGAACGUCUCGAUGAACCCUGGCCACCAGGCGACGUACUAUUGUUCGAAGCUUUGUCGAGACCUCCGUUCACUGCUACAGAGAUAGCACGUCUGACACAAGAAGACAGCAUCCUGCAGAGGUUGUACAAGGCAGUGCAGGAUGGCACAGUGGAGAAACUCACUGGAGAUGAGUUCGCUCCUUACCGACGACGAGCGACCGCACUAGCAUUUCAUCGCGAGUGCCUCACGCUUGGAUCACGGGUGAUCAUACCGAGCUCAGCACGAUUCCACGUUCUGGCACUUCUGCACGCUGGUCACCGAGGCAUGGUAGCCAUGAAGAAGUGCGCAAGGAGCUACGUAUGGUGGCCCGGAAUCGACAAGGUGAUCGAAGAAACGGUGCGACAGUGCCGUGAAUGCCUCUCAACGCAGAAGAGCCCACCCAAAGCUCCUAUUCCCUCCUGGGACCGUCCCAAGACACCAUGGCACACGGUGCACGUUGACUUCGCGGGGCCACUACUCGGGCGCACCUACUUGGUUGUUGUGGAUGCACACACAAAGUGGGUGGAAGUCCGGCACGUGACGCAAGCAACAUCCGCGGUUGUUAUCGAUGUGCUACGAAGCAUCUUUGCUACGUUUGGCAUUCCCCGAAAGGUCGUCUCCGAUAAUGGAAUAGCCUUUAUUUCCAACGAGAUAAGGCAGUUCUAUACGGCAAAUGGCAUACAGGCUACAACAUCACCAGCUUACCAUCCUGCCACAAACGGCCAGGCAGAACGCUAUGUGGCAGAGCUGAAAAGAGCACUCCUGAGAGAAACAGACAAGUCCAUACAGUGCCGACUUGCAAGAUUCCUGUAUCGGCAGCACACAACCAUUCACACUGCGACAGGAAUGUCUCCGGCGAGAGCGAUGUUUCGACGAGAGCUUCUAUGUCCACUAGAUCUUCUAAAGCGGGAGACUGAUAUACCAAUUCCUGAGAGUCAGGAGACAUUGAAGAAAUCCCGUCGUUUCGCAGUAGGAGAGAAAGUGCUCAUCCGACAGUUUUUGAAAAAGCCAGAUUGGAUUGAAGGCAAAAUACUGCGCCGCGUCGGACCACGAUCCUGGCUUGUAAAAAGCAACCACGGAAAGGUUCGGCGUCACCUCAACCAUAUGAGGAAAACGAGCCACACCGGACACACAACUCAAUCACCGACAGAUUGGAGCGUAGCAGAUGAUUUCUCGGACACAACGUCAGAAGAGACGCCGUCAAGUUCUGCUGAUCAACGGCCUGACUCGCUCAACAUGCAAGACAAGACUCCCUCGCAACCGUCGACCUCGACGUCACAAGCAGGAACCACCCGGCAACUGCGACCACCAGAGGUUAGGCGGCCUCCAGACCGCUAUGGAGACUUCGUCUAA